This is a messenger RNA of Girardinichthys multiradiatus, 3112 nucleotides long. Its product is annotated as putative violet-sensitive opsin. Bases 1917 to 2924 code for a protein of 335 amino acids. The record is from RefSeq and is a predicted model, not a curated record. Gene Ontology annotation, biological process: G protein-coupled receptor signaling pathway; phototransduction; visual perception. NCBI's taxonomy places the organism in Eukaryota, Metazoa, Chordata, Actinopteri, Cyprinodontiformes, Goodeidae. The transcript is spliced from 6 exons. Gene Ontology annotation, cellular component: photoreceptor outer segment; membrane. Gene Ontology annotation, molecular function: G protein-coupled receptor activity.
GGGUGAUCCGUUUUUGGGAGACCACCAUAUAAUGUCACAACACCUGUCCACAAAUAAUCUAAAGGAAUCGCUGCCUGCCGAGGACCCAGGCUCAGAUGCAGACCCAGGUUCUGCAACCCAGACUGCGCAUCGGUAGCAGCUCAGCGAUGGAGCAGACAGAGGCUCGCUCUGAGAAGAUCCAUCACCUAAAACCAUCUGAACUUCUUAAUCCAGAUCUAUCCUCGGAUUUUAACAGGAGUUCUCCACAGACGCAAUACGUUCCCCAGCACAGAGAAACUGAAAGGUGAGCCGAUGGAGAUGGUCAGCAGGACGGGGUUUGCAGGGUUAACUUCUGCCCCGUCACUGUUGCGGAUGCUGACAGAGAAAGAUCUUCAGAUCAUUGUUCUGAAACCCUUAAAUCAACGCAAACAGUCUGCACGACCCGAUGACAUCUGCAGAGUCAGAGAGGUGUUUCAGUGAAGAGGAUCAAGUGGUUUCUCCUCAGCAGGGGACAGUAACGCUGAAGUUGCUGCACCAUGAAGCAGGAGUUCAUCCACAAAUCUGGCUUCAACGAAGAGGUUAAUAACCUUCUUACACCCAGACAAGUCGUCAGAGUGAGCUUCUCUUUAAAUAAGGGGUCUUCAGCGGUCACAGCUCCACAGGGACAGAGGAUGAAUGAUGAAGAACCAGAAGAAAUAUGGAGGUGCAGCAGGGCCACAAGAACCUGGGUGGCAGAGAUUUCUGUCUUUGUCUACAUCUUCCACCGACUGACUCAGUGGUCCGUGUGGACCACAGUGGAGCAGCAGCAGGAGGGAGUAGGAGAUGUGGAGUCAUUAUGUGUCUAAGCUCUUUGUUAGCAGGAUUGGGGCGGAUUAAGGUGGAUGACCAGCUCAGGUAAAUCUUAGACAUCCGGAUUAGAUCUGAAGUCACGGAAAAGUAAAGGUUCUUACUGGGUUUUUAUCGGUCAGCCACCUGCUCUUCAUCACUGAGCCUCUUCAUCAGUUUACCUUAAACCUUAAAGCAGAUCUCAGAGCUGCAGCCCUGAAAUCCUGCACAUUUACACCAGAAAACAGAUAAAAAUGCUGCAUUUUACACUCAGUCACACAGUAAAAUAAUCAGGUUGAAACUGAAUGCACAAAAUACUAAUUUGAUGUUGCUUUUUUUUAUAUUUCAUAUGUACAAUAACUCAGUAUUUCAGCCAAACAAGCACCAACAACCCUGAUGGAAUGAAUUUAUUAAAGAUGCUGACUGAUGGUUUACGGUUUAAGAUGUUGCGAUGGUGAAGGACACCAGCAGGCUCAUGGUGGAUGGAUGUUUUAAUAAAAGGACGAUGAACUUACAGGACAUGAAGGAACCACCAGGGAGACAGCAACGACAACAGUGAUAAUAACAAGGACCACAACAUCCGAGCCGACAACGAGGGGACAGAAAACAGCAACUUAAAUAUAAUAAGAUGUUCACAUAUUAAUGAGUGAAUGUUACCCUGAAGGUUGAUGGUCUGGUCACUGAGUUCUGAGCAGAACAAACAUUUAUCCUCAUUUGUAAACUAUUAAAAAGACAGCCAAUCACUGCUCACCAGUCAUCAGAGGAUUGUGUAGAAACUUACAUAAUUAACAUCAAUUCAUUUUCUAUGAAACUUAACAUAUUUCCUACAGAAAAAUGUGGAUUUGCUGCAGUUUUUCCAAGGAAAACUCACAGAUUCAACCAUUAAAAACCAAACCGUGUCUGAAACAUUAAUUUUGUGUUUAAACGGGAUGGGCUGUAUGAUAUGAGUCUGUUUAUUUUGUGUCUUUACUAUAAGAAGAUUAAAGUGUCCGAAGCAUUUAAUCCGUAAAGUUUGUGAAAAGCUGGGUAGAUUAUCUUUCCUUUAAGUGGUUUAUGGGUGUAUAUAAAGGGGCUGAAGGCACUCGCUGACGUAGCAGAAGCUCAGGGUAAAGAUGGGGAAGCAUUUUAACCUGUAUGAGAACAUUUCCAAAAUGGACCCCUUCGAGGGGCCCCAGUAUUACAUUGCCCCAUCGUGGGCAUUUCACCUGCAGACCUUCUUCAUUGGCUUUGUCGUCUUCGCAGGGACGCCGUUAAACUUUUUGGUCCUCCUGGCCACAGCUAAGUACAAGAAGCUCAGAGCUCCUCUAAACUACAUCCUGGUCAACAUCUCCUUAGCUGGCUUCAUUUUCCUUACCUACUCCAACACCCAGGUGUUCCUCGCCAGCUUGAGAGGCUACUACUUCCUGGGUUACACCUUGUGUGCGUCGGAAGCUGCUGUUGCCGCUGGAACAGGUCUGGUGACAUCCUGGUCGCUUGCUGUGCUUUCAUUUGAAAGAUACGUGGUGAUCUGUAAACCAUUUGGAGCCUUCAAGUUUAGCAGCACUCACGCUGCCAUCGCUGUGGCCUUCUGUUGGAUCAUGGGAAUGGGUGCUGCCUCACCACCUUUCUUUGGCUGGAGCAGGUUCAUCCCUGAAGGGCUAAAUUGUGCAUGCGGGCCUGACUGGUACACCAACAACGAGGAGUUAGGAACCACCAGCUACAUGUACUUCCUGCUGAUCACCUGCUUCUGCAUACCUCUGUCCAUCAUCAUCUUCUCCUACUCCCAGUUGCUGGGAGCUCUGAGAGCUGUUGCAGCCCAGCAAGCAGAGUCUGCAUCCACCCAGAAGGCAGAGAAAGAGGUAUCAAGGAUGAUCAUUGUGAUGGUGGGCUCCUUCGUCACCUGCUACGCACCGUACGCACUGACAGGUCUUUGGUUUGCCAACUCUACAGCUGUGGACAAAGACUAUCGGCUUGUCACCAUCCCGGCGUUCUUCUCCAAGAGCUCCUGCGUCUACAACCCUCUCAUCUACAUCUACAUGAAUAAACAGUUUAAUGCCUGCAUCAUGGAAAUGGUGUUUGGAAAGAAAAUGGAGGAAGCUUCUGAAGUGUCUGCAAAGACUGAGGUGUCCACAGCUUCGUAAUGUUUGGAGCAAACCUCAGAAGGACGUGACUUCCCCAAAGGACUUUUACAUAUCUGACUUCAAAUGACCUACAGAAAACGCCACCAUGUAAAUAAAGUUUAUAUAUAAGACACCAGAUGAUAUUUUAUUGUAGAUUGCAUUAGUUUAGAUAAAAGCAACAAAAAUCUAAUAAAAAUGUAUUCAAUUUA